Messenger RNA from Medioppia subpectinata, 1075 nucleotides. NCBI's taxonomy places the organism in Eukaryota, Metazoa, Arthropoda, Arachnida, Sarcoptiformes, Oppiidae. The record is from the annotation of a GenBank genome assembly.
UUCAAUGGUUAAUGAAGUAGUGGGCAACGGGUCAGCCAAUACUGGCAGCGCACCGGUAGUCACACACGUGCCAUAUAAACCAACCAUCAGGUAUUACCAGCUCAUAUGGAUGACCAUGAUACAUUUGUCGGCUAUAUAUGGUCUGUAUCUGUCGGUAACUGUCGCGCAGUUUAAGUCAAUACUGUUUAUGAAUUUUCUGGCGUUUAUCUCAUCGUUUGGUAUUUUGCUUAAACGUAUUAUAGCCAGUUAUAUCGGCAAGGAGUCACGGGAACAAGUGCCUAGAGGUUUAUGCAAGUGGCUCCGUCUGAACUACUAUUCAUCUAUGCGGACCAGUUGGCGCUACGCCACUACAUCCACGCUGACCGAGUCGGGCGCCGGUCUGGCACCGGGCAUGCGGUCCGACGUAUCGCUAUUGCGGCCAACGGUUAUGAUAUGCGUUCCCCUAAUGCUCGACCGCAUACUUAAGGAUAUGGGCGCUCGGCUCACAACCCGGUCCCCAUUAGCCGUACCCAUGUUUACCCAUUUAAUGGCAUACAAGUCGUAUUGGACCGACCGGGGCUACCGGUGCCCGAUUGUCGACAAACUAGUUUGCGACAAAUUGCGCCAACAAAUGGGCGGUGCGCUACGGGUGGCUAUUGUGGGCGCCGCACCCCUGAGCCCCACCACUCAGGCCACGCUUAGGGCUGCGCUGGAUAUUGCGCUGCUGCAGGUAUACGGAACAACCGAGACAACGGGCUGUGUGUUUGCGAUGGACCAUGACGAUUUAUCUAUCAGCCGGGUGGGCGCACCCCUGCAGGGCAUGCGAAUCAAACUCAUCGAUUGGGAGGAGGGCGGCUAUUACCGCUCGGAUCGGCCGAACCCCAGGGGCGAGAUAGUGAUUGGCGGCAAUUCAGUGGUCACCGAAUACUAUAAACUGCCGGAACAGACUCGGGAGGCGUUUCGGACAGACGACAGGGGCUGCCGUUGGUUUUACACGGGCGAUAUCGGCGAGAUAUUUCCCGAUGGUACUAUUGGAAUUAUUGAUAGGCGCAAGGAUUUGCUUAAAUUACAAAGUGGUCGAUAUGUUUCGUUGGGA